This is a messenger RNA of Patiria miniata (bat star), 1071 nucleotides long. RefSeq lists its product as uncharacterized. Bases 1 to 1071 code for a protein of 356 amino acids. The transcript has 4 exons. Gene Ontology annotation, molecular function: carbohydrate binding. Lineage: Eukaryota; Metazoa; Echinodermata; Asteroidea; Valvatida; Asterinidae. The record is from RefSeq and is a predicted model, not a curated record. Gene Ontology annotation, cellular component: external side of plasma membrane.
AUGGUUGCAAUGACGGCGUCAGGUGGUAAAUGGAUGAUAUCCAGCAAACAGCUCAAGCUAUCAGUCCCAAUGUUGCACUUUAUUUUGACUCUGGUGGCACUGGCCUGGUUCCUAUUGGCAGUUCAUGCGACAACACCUGCUAAUAACGGUCCGUGUCCCGAUGGUUGGGAGGUGCAGGGCCAGAAAUGCUUCAGGUUUCUCAAAGAGAGCAAAAACUGGCAAGAUUCUAGGGACUACUGCAUCGGGAUCGGGGGGGAUCUGGUGGUGUUGGAGUCCCAAGCAGAGACCGACUACCUGGUGGAAAAGAUGAGGGCUUACGACGCUCACACCUUCCUGGGCUGCCGUGAUGUGGAGACGGACGGCCACUGGGUAUGCGAGGGAUACGACCCCAGCACCACCUACUUCGACGAAGGAGGAUCCUCGAGCGGUCACUGGACGACUGAGAAUCCAUUUCAAACUAAUGGAGGGACCGAUGAGAACUGCAUGGAGAUCUACCAUGAACAUUCGUGGAGUGUGAUGAAUGACGUCAGUUGUGACACCCUUGACCCAUUAGUAUCCUGUCAACUCAAGCUAGAGGACACUACAACGCCGAUAACAACUUUACCACAGCAGCCUACAACAAUUGUGAUCACGACACCUCAACAGCUAACAACGGCACCUCAGCAAGUGACAACGGCACCUCAGCAAAUGACAACGGCACCUGAACAGGUGACAACAGCGCCUGGACAGGUGACUACAGCGCCUGAACAGGUGACUACAGCGCCUGAACAGGUGACUACUCACCAGACAGCUUACUCAAGUGUUAAGACCCCUAACUGGCUGUUCAGCUCCCCAUUUGGGCCCGGCCAUUGCCUCGGCGACCGCGUAGUGACGCAAUUCACGACGCGCCUCACCCUACAGUGCGCCCUCCGUUGUUUGCGCGCGCAGUGGUGCGCCUCGUUUAACACAAUCAAAGAUGGCGACCAAACCAAAUCGAUGACGUGCCAGUUGAAUGACGCUGGGGCUGGGGAAAUGAGUUCCCUUCAGGGAACCGUUGGUUGUAUAACUUUUAAUAAGCUGUUUAAUGAGUGA